Sorex araneus (European shrew) is the source of this 6639-nucleotide messenger RNA. It is a transcript of the gene STXBP4, whose product is annotated as syntaxin binding protein 4. The transcript is spliced from 18 exons. The record is from RefSeq and is a predicted model, not a curated record. Gene Ontology annotation, biological process: insulin receptor signaling pathway; regulation of insulin secretion involved in cellular response to glucose stimulus. Gene Ontology annotation, cellular component: cytoplasmic vesicle. Gene Ontology annotation, molecular function: syntaxin binding. The coding region runs from base 237 to 1892 and encodes 551 amino acids. NCBI's taxonomy places the organism in Eukaryota, Metazoa, Chordata, Mammalia, Eulipotyphla, Soricidae.
CCUAGACCCAGAAUUUUCCUGUCAGUCUGUUCCCCUGGUGUGCUGAGUUACUGAUCGCCCUUCACCUUCUUGAGGAAUAGCAGGAAAGUUUUUCAGACGUUGCAGAGUAAUGUGAGUCAGUUUAGCUGAGUCUCUGCAGGGAUCCCGCAAGAUAGAUGGAAAAUUAGAGUUUCUGGAGUCUUCAUCAAGAUCUUCAUUUACACAGCUGUUAAAUCCAAGGCUACUGUGGUGAAACCAUGAAUAAAACUGCCUCUGUGAUAUCAUCUGAUCUGCUCGAAAAGGAUCCUGCCUUCCAGAUGAUUACGAUUACCAAGGAAACAGGCCUUGGUCUGAAGAUCCUGGGAGGAAUUAACCGGAAUGAAGGUCCCUUCAUAUAUAUUCAAGAAAUAAUUCCUGGAGGAGACUGUCAUAAGGAUGGACGUUUGAAGCCAGGAGAUCAACUUGUCUCUAUAAACAAGGAAUCAAUGGUUGGUGUAUCAUUUGAAGAAGCGAAGAGCAUAAUUGCCAGAGCCAAGUUGAGGUCAGAAUCUGCUUGGGAGAUAGCAUUCAUAAGACAAGACUCUGGCAGCAGUCAUUCAGAGACUCCACCAUAUACAUCUUUUUUACAAACUUCAGGAGAAUAUGGAUCUCAAAAUUUAACUAUGAAUCUUAUUUCUUCUCCCCCUGAAAACCUGAUUCCAAAGACCUCAUCCACUCCCAAAGCUACUGAUGUCAUUUUACCUUCUCUUAGGAUUAAUCAGAAAACAGAACAGAUUCCAAUUACUUCUUUGGACAACAUCCCUACUGAUAUGUCUAAUACAGAUGUUACCCUUGCCAGGACUGAUAAUUAUGGACCACAAGGAAAGAAGAUUUCCCUAAAUCCAUCUGUUCGCCUUAAGGCAGAAAAGCUAGAAAUGGCUCUUAAUUAUCUUGGUAUUCAGCCCACAAAAGAACAACACCAAGCCCUGAAACAGCAAGUCCAAAUAGAUGCGAAAGGGACAGUAUCUUUUGGAGAUUUUGUCCAGGUUGCCAAAAACUUAUUUUGCUUGCAGCUGAAUGAAGUCAAUGUUGAUACACAUGACAUUUCCAGCAUAUUAGAUUCACAGUUUCUUCACUGUGAUUCCUCAGAAAUGGAUGAAAUGGAAAGACUUAAGUAUGAAAGAAACAAUGCCCUGGAAGAAUUAAAUGCACUUAAGGGGAAAUUAUUUGAAUCAGAAAAACGAAGGAAGCAGUUGACAGAAGAACUCCAGAUUGUGAAACAAGAAGCCAAAGCUGUAGUUGAAGAAACAAAAGCCCUUCGAAGCCGUCUUCAUCUUGCUGAAGCCGCACAGAGGCAGGCGUGUGGUAUGGAAAUGGACUACGAAGAAGUGAUCCGUCUGCUAGAGGCCGAGAAUACAGAGCUAAAGACUCAGCUUGCUGAUUAUUCUGACCAAAAUAAAGAAAAUGUUCAGGAAUUAAGAAAGAGAAUCACAGUACUUGACUGCCAGUUGAGAAAAUCAGAAAUGGCCCGAAAAACUUUUGAGACAUCUACUGAAAAACUGCUUCAUUUUGUAGAGGCUAUUCAGGAAUUAUUUUCUCAUCAUCCCGCUUCUUUAUCAAAUUUAAGUGAAAGAAGAGCUGUGUUAGCUUCACAGACUUGCCUCACACCACUGGGAAAGAAUGGACGUAAUAUUAUAGCAAACCUGGCACUCGAAUCUAAGGAACUUGUAAAAUCUGUCCGUGCCAUACUGGAUAUGGAUUGUCUACCUUACGGGUGGGAAGAAGCUUACACAGCAGAUGGAAUCAAGUACUUCAUCAAUCACGUAACCCAGACCACAUCCUGGCUCCACCCCGUCAUGAGUGCGCUGAACCUGGCCUGCUCCGAGGAGAAUGAAGAGGAUUGCUUGGGAGAACUUCCGGACCACAAGAUUUAAUGGCUUCCUGGGAGAAUCUGAGCUUUACCAUCUACCACCUCCAGCCCUGUGGACAGCUCUCUGACUGAACAGUCCAAAAUAGGAGUCAGACAACCGAAGUUGUGAAAUGAAAUCUCUGGAUUAGGCUAUUUUUAUAGAACAUUCUCUUUAUAAGUGUGUAUAUUUGCAAUAUCCAUUGCCACUCCAGUCAUUAAUAAUCUAGCACACAUUUUUGAAAGUAUCUGUAAUUAGAUUUUAUAGUCUGUACACUUUUUCAUUUAUACUCUGUAAUUUUAUAUGUAGUUCUUUAUACAAUGUCAGAUAUAAUGGUUUUUAAUAAUUAUGCCUUAUACUGGAAAAUUCUUUGAACGUAAUGGAACUCUUCUUUUACUUGAUAAUUCGCUAACCUUUGAUAUUCACAUUGUAGGUAAGGGAUUUGAGCGAGUGUUGUGGAUUCUCUUUAUAUGAUGCAGGGAUCAAGCCAGGGCCACCUCCUGCGAGGUAACGUGAGGUAAAUGUUUGACCGCUGAGCCAUAUCCCCAAACCUCAUCUUGGUGUUUUAUAACGGUCAAAUUUAGACAGGUACCAAAUACAGCUUGCACAUUUAUGGGACUUUCUUACAGAGAAUGUGCCUUUGAAGCCCUGUUUGAUUGAGGCCAUAUAGUAUGCCUCUGGUGCAGACGCAGUGGGUAUUUUUAUUCUUUCAGUUAUUGGACUAGUGCUUCAGAGGAGUGAAGUACCUUGUCUCCGAGUGGAGAUUCACACCCAGGUCUUCUAACUCCACGCCCAGCCCUCUUGCCGCCACACCACCUCCCCACCACCAUCCCCCAAGGAGAGGUCACCGGCAGGCACGCAGCCCGAAGCCCCGGGCUGUGUUGAUGCAGCUGAGCUCCACAGCUGUGCACUCUGCAGAUUCUGGAGUCACCUCUGCAGUCAAGCAUGACCCCCGCAUAACCCCACUAGUCCCUUCCCCCUCCUUCAGCCCCAGAACCCACCCCCUGGAGGCACAACUUUAGGUUGUCUUUUCAGCUGCCUUCUUGUCAAGUCAGUGGGGGGGGGCACUGUGUACCCUUGCCAGGGGGAGUGUUGGAGGCCAGCGGAGGAGGCAAGAGGGUAUCUGGAUGCUCCUCUGCUCUCAGGAGACACGACACGCCCUUGAACUACUUCUGCUGAGCUCGAAACCACCUCACUGACUUGACCCUCCGUACGGAUUAUACUUUGGAUUUUAAGAAAGAUACCUGGGAAGGAAUUGUCUUGGAGUGUUAAAUAUUUUUGCCUCAGUUUAAUGCCAUAAACCGGGGCCUGGGAAAUGGAAGAAAGAAAGGGAGGAAGUCAUUUUUAAUAACUCGGGGCAUUAGAGACCAGCUGAAGAAUAAUAAGAAGGAUCUUGCUUUUACCUAACAUUAUUGCAUUUUGAGGCGUUUGCUUAUGAAGAGUCAGAAUCAUAGUCAGUUCAUCAGAUGGUCUGUUUCCUGCUCCCAAACCAUGUCUGAUAACACAGAGGUUAUCUGUGUUACUGUGGCCGCCUCUGUUUUCCUUAUCUGUGCCUUUACCUCCCCCAACCUCUCCUCCUCUUCCUCACCUCCCCCUUCAGUGCUUUCCCCCUAUUUCCCCUUCUCUCCUAUUUUUCCCCCUCUCCCUCUAAAACAAAGGAACUCAGAGCAUUGGAGUUUUGCAAAGAACCUUGAGAGCUCUCAGAUGUAGAGAUUUUUCAAACACCUCUUCGUGGAAGGACUCACCUUUAGAGCGAAUUGUUCUAUCUAAUGUGUGAGUGAUUUUUGUUUGCUCAUGUUGUUGCUUCCUUUGAAACAAAGUGGUGUGCUGGAGUCCGGUGAGAGCAGUCCUCAGCACUGCAGGGCGAACCUCAAGCUCUUCAGAAUGGAGCAGAAGACUCUUCCAUCUGCAGCCACUUGAAAGAUGAAUAAACUGAGAGUGGAGAGGUCACACGGUAGUUAGUGACCAGGUCAAGAUGGCACCUAGAUCUUCAAUCUCCUAGUCUACUGAAUGACAUGCAAUAUAGAUGGAUGCUCUGAACAUGCAUUUUGUGCUCAAUCAUGCCUUACUGGACAUGUAUAGGAUUCACAACCGAUUACCGUGAAUGAGAGCAGAAAGUCAAAUCCGGUCAGACGGCUCCUCAGCUAGUCGUUAGCUUUGAGAAGUUUCCAGGUGGCUGGAGACUUGUAUUCCCCUGACAGCCUUUUGGUUAUUAGUUGUUUUAGGAAGACAAGUUUGGAGAGAAGCUCCUUGGGGAGCUCUUCCCCCCACCCCAUGUGUUACCCACCCCCCCAUGGAUGAGUAAGAUUCUCUAGCACCCGGAGUUACUCUUCACGAGUAAGUAGCUAUCAUUGUGAAAGUACAGACUUUCUGUUGUUUCCAAAUUAGUGGUAUGAGUUCUCCCUCUCCCUGUUGAGAGUGUUUUUGUAAUUUGUGUCAAGUGAGAAAAGCACAGAAGAGAAGCUAUUCACUUGAGAUCAGGGUAAUCAGGCAGGCAGGUUGCCGACAGGCACCUCAUCUGUUACUGUGGCAGCUCGGUGCCACCAACACCCCCCUACCCCGCCCCCACCCUGCCCCUCAGCUUCUGGUAAAAGAUAGUAACGAUGGUCAUAUCUCUGGGGUGUUUCGUGCCACCUGGUGUGAUGGGGGGGGGGGUGUUGCCUAGCUUUUUUGCAUAUGUUCCCUGACUUAAAGCGGAAACUGUACUAAUCCCCGUUUUGUGAGGGAGAAGCAGGUUUGGAGGAGUUGUGCUCAGCUCUGCCCGCCGAUCACGCAGCACCUUUCUGUAGCAGCAGGCUUUCAGAGCUGGUCUCCUGGGUCCUGUUCUCCAACCGCCCCGUUCUCCAACCACCCCUGUGUAGAGCUGUUUAGAUUCCUGGGGCUGCUAGGGGCAGGGCUGGGGUCAGUGGGUGGGUUUUAUAAAAAGGCAGAUUCCAGCAUAGUGCAAUAAGGAACUUGUGGUCUUAUAGAAUUCAGCCGGAAGGAACAACCCCAGAGAUAGUGGAAGGCUGUCCACGUGUGAGGCUGGGUCUAUCUGAAUCCACAGUUACGGGGGUAAUAUUACUGAGGAAGGUCAGGGUCUGAAUUUGUUGAAGUAUUUGGAUUUUUGUUAUGCGUCUGUUGUCGAUUUAAUUUUCUCCCCUUUUUUAUUCACGGUAUUUAUUCACCAAGAUGUUUAGACGUUUCCAUUAUCAUUGUCUAACCUCUCCUGGGACUCUUAACCUUGAUCCUGGGUGCUUUUUGUAUCUCCCCGUCCCUGCCACACACACCCAAACACACACCUUGUCUCCCGCUCUCUACCCUCCUCCUCAGGAAACCUUAGUUCUAUUAUAAAUGCCUACUGGUUUGUCUUUUAAUUUUCUUUUGUCUCUUCAUCAAUUUUAUAUUCUUCUACUGCACAUCUCGGUGAAAUUAUUCAGUACUUUUCCUUUUGCUUCACGUAAUUUCCUCAGGCUCCUUCCAUUUUACUGUGAAUGGAACAGCAAAAUAUAAAGGUAUCUAUUAAAAUAUAAACAGUAAACACUAUAAAGACAUCAUGCUAUCACGAUAUCACUACAAAGAUAUUGUCUUGAUCCAGUCUAUUGAGGGUAAUUUUGUUGCUUCCAUACAUUAGCUAUUGUACAUAACAGUGCAACAUACAUGGAUGUGAAUAUGACAUUUUAUGUUAAUGCUUUUGUGUUCUUCAGAUAGACACCCAAAGUUGGAUUGCUGGAUCAUAUGGUAGCCCUAUCUUUAGCUUCUUAAGGAAACUCCAUGGCAUUUUUCAGAAUGAUUACAUCAAUUUAUAUUCCCACCAACAGUGCCCAAGUGUUUCUUUUUCUCCACGCCUUCUUCGACACACAUUAUUGCUGCCUUUAAUGUAAACCAUUGUCAUAGGUAUGAGGUUGUGCUCAUUGUGGUCUAAUUUGCAUUUCCCUAAUGACCAGUGAUGGUGAACAUUCUCUUCUGUGCACAUCAGAAUCUAUAUGUUCUUUUUUGGAGAAAUGUCUAUGUUUUUUUCUUUUUUUAAUUAAAUUGUUUUGUUCUGCUGUUAAGUGGUAUGAGUUCUUGAUAGGUGUUGUACAUUGACCCUUAUCAGAUAUAUGAUUGGUGCAUAUCUUUACCUUUAAGUAAGUUGUUUUUAUUCUGUUUGUAUUGCUUUUGAUCUAGAAAAGCUUUUCAAUUUAAUAUAAUCUCAUUUGUUUAGUCUUUACUUUUAUUUCCCUUGUUGUUGGAGUCAAGUUCCCAAAAACAUCUCUGAUGCUCAUGUCAUAUGAUGUUUCACCUGUGUUAUAUUCUCUGUAUUUUACAGGUUUGAGUCUUUCAUUUGAGUAGACCUGCCCUGUUCUUUUGCUUGUAACUGUUUGGUUUUCCCAGCACCAUUUAUUGAAGACUCUCCUUUCUCCACUGUGUGCCUCUCCCUCUGUAGGCACUGCUUCUCCAACCAUCUGGUACUUUUUCACAGCCCAUAUUUCACUUUGUUAUUUAGUUGAAAAUGCAGGAAGGAGAGUCCAGCAUUGCUACUUGUCUGCCAUCUUGCCAGAGUCCCCUUGACUGCACCACUUGUACAGUCCUCAGAUUCUCCUUUCCUUUCCGUUAUGACCUCUAAACUAAAAAAUAAAUGUCUUAAAUAUGCUGCAGGAAACAAGUGGUGAGCACUCACACGGAUUUAUUUUCUAACCAUGUUUCCCUACAGCCAAAGAAUUGAUCCUUUUUUAAAGAACAGCAAGAAAUUAUUUAAUCUCACAAACACCCCAGAAGUUAUUUUCUAAUACAAAUAAAAUUGUCAAAUUAC